AUGAUUGUAACUGAUUUUCAACCAUUUAAAAUAGUUGAAGAUACAGGAUUCAAACAAUUUGUAAAUUUAUUAAAUCCAAAUUAUUGUUUACCAACUCGACAAGCGAUUUCAAAGACUUUAAUUCCUCUUGAGUAUCAGAAAUGUGUUUCUAAAGUGGAAGAUCUCAUAACAAAUGAAGCAGACAAUGUGUGCCUAACGACUGACUGUUGGACAUCUAGAUGCAAUGAGAGUUAUAUAGCAGUUACGGCUCAUUUUGUAAAUAAAGAUUUUAUACUCAAAUCAUUACUUAUAGAAUGUAGUGAAUUUUCCGAAAGGCACACUGCUGUAAAUUUAAGUGAUGAAAUUCGAAGCAUUAUAACUAAAUGGAAGUUGGAAGCUAAAGUUGUUUUAGUAGUUUCAGAUAAUGCAAGCAAUAUGAAGAACGCUAUACAUACAUUACAUUUAAGACAUUUGGGCUGUUUCGCUCACACUAUUAAUCUAGUUGUUGAAGAGAGUCUUAAAUGUGAAUCUGAUUUGAUUAAUAAAGUUAAGACUAUAGUCACACACUUUAGAAAAAGUACUAUAGCCCAUAAAAUUUUGGAAAAAAAUCAAAUUAAUAGUGGUAUUAAUGAACCUAGAAAAUUAAUUUAA
This is a messenger RNA of Rhopalosiphum padi (bird cherry-oat aphid), 630 nucleotides long. RefSeq names its product zinc finger BED domain-containing protein 6-like. The record is from RefSeq and is a predicted model, not a curated record. The transcript has a single exon. NCBI's taxonomy places the organism in Eukaryota, Metazoa, Arthropoda, Insecta, Hemiptera, Aphididae. Bases 1 to 630 code for a protein of 209 amino acids.